Molecule: messenger RNA, 2247 nt
Organism: Dictyostelium purpureum
Lineage: Eukaryota; Evosea; Eumycetozoa; Dictyosteliales; Dictyosteliaceae
Exons: 3
Coding region: 1-2247 (748 amino acids)
Source: RefSeq, a predicted model, not a curated record
AUGACCCAUAGUUAUAAUGUUUUAUUUGGUGGAGAAGAUAAAUAUCUGGCUAGUAAAUUGGAUAAAGCAAUGCUGCAUUUGCUAAAUAUUGUUUAUGAUGAUGAUGAUGAUGAUUAUGGUUGUGAUUAUGGUUAUGAUGAUGAUAAUUCAAAAGAGACUCUAAAAAAUCAUUUUAUAAAAAUAGAUGAUAUUUCAAUAUCAAUUAAUAAUACAAAAAAAAUUGAAACAAAUAUAGCAUAUGAUUCAAAGUAUUUCGCAGUUUAUAGUUUUCUAACAUAUAUUAAAGAAAGAAACCCAAAAACUUCGUGGGAUAUCAAAAGAUUUGACACCGAUAAUUUCCUUUUUACUUUUUCUAGCAAAGUGGAAUUUACUAUUAAAAAUGAUUCAAAAAAUAUUUAUCUUGGUUUAAGAACACCAAUAUCAAAAUUACAUAGAAGGUUUGAUGAAAAGUUUAUUUUAAGUUUAAAUGAUAUCGAUAAUCAAUUUACAUUUCCAAAUUUAUUUCAAGUAUUAUUUAAUUUAGACAAGUACUUUUCUAUUAAUAAAGAAUUAUUCAAUGUUUUAAUAGAGAAAUUUGAACCACCUCUGAUUAUAGUCGGGAAAAAUGGUGCUGGUAAAACUAAACUAUUCAACGAUAUUAAAGAAGAUUCCAAUUUAAAAAAUUUUUUUAAAACCAAAAAUGCUAUUUAUUUAAAAGAUUCAAUGAUUUUAUCUUUUGAUGAUAGUGCCAAAAACCUAUUAUCAGGUUUUAUUAAAAUCUACCAAGCACACUCAUUAUUAACAGAAUAUAAAGGAAAUGGCCUCAAUAAUUAUAUUUGGGAUCAAGUAAACGAGAUGCUAAAAAGGUACAAAUUAACAUUUGAACUUGUUCCAGCAACAAAAUCCAACAAAGAUAACCAACUAUGUUUUAAGAAUGAAAGAGCAGAUUUAUCAUAUGAAGAUCUGUCCUCUGGUGAAAAGGUUAUCUUUUUUUUGAUCGGCUUGUUUAUAUAUUACAAAAGCUAUUCUAAAGAAUAUAAAGAAGGUGAAAAGUUUUUAUUGUUACUGGAUGAAAUAGAAUCACCGUUACAUGCAAAAUUUCUUCAAACUGCCUUUUUUAAAAUAAUUGAUGAAAUUCAAACCGUCUUUGUUGUUCUACUAUCAACCCAUAAUACAACAUCCAUUCGGGUAUCUGCACUACAUGGUUUUAAUUAUUACGCAAUUGACAGAAACAAUGAAAACAAAAUAAUAAUAAAAAAAAUCAAAUCCCACGAAAAUGCAAUUCAUCAAGUUAGUGACGGAAUGUUAGCAGUUGUAGAUAAUUCAAAGCUUGUAUGUGUCGAAGAUGUUGAUGAUAGAGACUUUUUUACCAAUGCAUUUCAAAAAAUUAUAUUGGGACAAAAAAACAAAUUUAAAAACUAUACCAAACUAGUAUUUUUUGAAUCUUCCUCACAAAAAUUUAAUAUAGAGGAUUUAAGAAAUAUUACAGAAGAAUUAAAAAAAACCAAAGAGAAUAUCACCAAUAUUAAAGACAUUACAGAAAAUAAAAUUCUAGAUAAAGUUAAUUCAAGUUUAAAAGGGAUAAUUGGAAAAGUAGAAAAAUUAAAAUCAGGAAACGGUGUUGGUGGAAGUUCGUAUGUAAAGAAAAUGGUAAAACUAUUAUCUCAAAAGGAUCUCUCGGGUGAAUCAUUUAUAUUAGGAAUUUCGCAAAUUCUUGGUUUAGUUGAUGGUGAUGAUGACUCAAAAAAUUGUGAUUAUAUUGUAAAACUAAAAUAUUAUUCACUCGAAAUGUAUUUAUGUUCACCGUUACUAUUAUAUUUUGUAAGAGACGAAAGAAACAAUAACUAUAAUAAUAGCUGUGAAGAAACUGACCCAGCUAAAAUGAUUGAUUUUGUUGUUAUAUUAUUAAAAUCAAAAGAAAAAGAUGUUAAAGAAUUAGUGAAAAAUGAAGAGGAAUGGAAAAAGCGUAUUGAUACCUUUUACGAUGGUCUUUCAAAUACUAUAGAUGUUCAAUUAAUAAAUGGAAGUGUACAAAUACCUGAAAUAUUCAUUAAAGGUGUUGGUGAUGCUGGCGGCAGAGGUCAUUAUUUAUUUGAAGCCUUAGUUAGAAUCUAUUCUUUGGGUGCCUCACUUCAAGAAUCAACAAAAUUGUUAAAAAACCAACUUAAAAAUAUUUUUAAAAACACUCUUGAUAUCGGAAAUGUCCCAAAAACAUUAGAAGAUUCUUUGGUAGAACUUAUGAGCUAUUCAACAGAGAAACCAUACUAA